AUUUCAUCAGAACCUCCUUCUCAGGCAGCCCAUUGCAUUAGACGACGGGUUCGGUUUUUGAAACCUUCAAUUUUGUUCGAGGCGUCCAGAUUAUCCAUACCACCAAGCAACAACCCCGAUACACAGUUGUCACUUACACAGCAUAUCUCACGAACAUCACCAUAAAUCGAUCGAUCUUGGUCUCCUCAUCACAAUUACAAUGGCGCCGAGGAAGCGCGCUCGGGCUAGCACCCAAACUGUUGCGACACCAACUCCUGCGCGAGAUGACGAUGCAAUGGACGUCGACACUCCCCAGACUGGUGAUAAUGAAGGUUCUAGCGAGACAAAAGAGCAACAGCCAGGCAAUAACUACAAUGAUCUUUGGACGGAUGAUCAAGUGGCUUCAUUAUUCAAGGGUGUCAUUCGCUGGAAACCAGCUGGCAUGCACAAGCACUUCCGGAUGAUAGCAAUUUCGGAGCACUUGCGGAACCAUGGUUUCGACCCUGAUUUUUACCAACACACACGCAUUCCGUAUAUUUGGCAAAAGCUCCGAACAUACUACAAUCUUGAGGUCAUCGAUGAAAGAGAGAACUUCGACGAUGACGAGAGCGAAUACAACGAGUUCUCUCUGCCAAGAUCGCAAUUCUUUGAUGCCAUGAUGGCCCGAGCCGCGGCCGACCCCAGCGAAGCUCCAACAUCACCACCCCAGCUCGAACUUUCUCCGGCACCUUCACCCGCCAAGAAGCGCAAGCGAGGUGAUACGAAAACAAGAGGCACAUCGGUAGAAGAUACGGAGGAGGGUACAGAUGCCCCAUCGCCAGCGCCCAAGUCCAAACGAGGCGCUUCGCGACAAAAGAAGAAAGCGACCCCGGCCAAGGCUGAGAAGCAAGAAAAGGCCGAGACCACAGAAGAGGAAGAAGAAGAGGAGGAGGAAGGGGAGAGCGAAGAAGAAGAAAGCGAGAGCUCUUCUAGUGAGGAAGAAGAGAGUGCUGAAGAGAGCGAAACACAAGUAUCAAAGUCCACACGAGGUGCCAAGAAGGGCCAAAAGGCUAAGACUACUAAAGCAAAGGCAAGACCAAAAAGGAGACGUUAACUUGAGAAUUAACUGGUAUGAUGCAAACGAUAGAUGGGGCGGUUCAGAUACCCUUAGACAUGGGAGUCAUAAUAAGUAUUUUAUUCACAUUAAAAAGCGAGCUUCCGAGCUCUAAUGCCCUUUCACUGGCUAGCAUCAGGUAUUGUCUCCUAUUCUCUUUCCCACUCGCUGCGGUACUUUAUCGUGGUUCUCCAAUCCCUUCCUAUGGGAAAGAUACUCUCCACAUCCAUAGUUGACCGUUGCAACGGACCCGGUUCUGGUAUCCUAGGUAGUUCAGUCAGAGGUUUCUUCUGUAGUAGAUCCCACAUCUCAGUCUCAGCCUGCCAGCUGACGUACUGGUCGCGUUCUUCGGCAUAUUGCUCCUGUCGCCGCUCACUUGCGAUGCGGUUCUUGAGAGUCUCUUUCUUCCGAUACGUUUCUGGGAAGUCGGCGGCCGAGAAGAGCAAAACCUCGUUGGCCUCCCGUGCGAUAGCAGCAUCCUCUUCGUUCGAAUGUGAGACGGGCUCCUCGAAAUCAGAGCUCAGGGCCUCGUUUCCAGAAGAGUUGGCGACUUCAUCUACGUCAGAUGGCGCUUCAAAUGCUUGGUCAGCCUCAUCGCCGCCGUUAGAAAGAAGGGUUUCCACUUCUUCAUAGCUAAGAGGUUCACGUUCUCCUUCCUCCUCACGCUGGGGCGGCUCCUCAUGGACCUCAAGUCGUAGUCUUCGUGCGCAUUGGUUCCAAAACUGAUGGGAAUUAUGAUUCAAUCCCAGGGACGAUACGGCUGCUUCCACAUCUUGUGCUCUGAUGAUUUCGCGAGUAGUUGUUACGAGUUCCUUUUUGGCCCUGAUUCUUGACUCGCUGAGAAAUAUCGUUGUUUGAACCAAUCGUUUCGUAAUUGAGACUGCCAAAGAGUGAAAGUCUUCGAACGUAGUGGCCCAUAUCGAGGGAGGCCUGUUGUCGAUAGAAUCCCAGUUCUCACUAGGAAUGGAGGAAUUCAUAAAGAUACGCUCAGAGAGUCUUAGCCACGUAUGCAGGUUGAAUAGCUUGGAGAAAGGAAGAUCCUGGCCUUCGACGACGGUUUCGCCCUUGUCUAUUCGGCGAGCAAUCCUUGGGCUGAUAUCCCAGCAGUCUCCCCAUUUGCUCUCCUCUCGCUGUUCCUCCUUUCGUUCCUGGCGCACAGAAAUAGCAUCUGCAGCCUCGUCCAAGGCGUGGCAACAUUGCUGACUUAGUUCUACGGCGGCUGGGAUCUCCGGGAAUUCAAUAGCGGGGCGUCUGACUUGUCGUUGUCUAAGAAGCCGUGCUCUUCGGAGCACGUCGAGGUAAUGAUUCACCUCGAUCUCGCUCUUGGUGCCUAUCCGGGAUGCAAUACCUGGAAGAUCACUCUGACCAAGACGAGCGAUCGCUUCGAAGAAGAUUUUCUUCUCCGGUAUCGACCAGUAAGUGAGACCCAUUUGGCUUGGAUACAGAACGGUUUCUUCGCUAUCGUCGGUAAAGCAGACACGCUGGGCUGCAUCUUCAAUAUCUCUAUUGAGAAGAUCCAAGUAUUCGGUGUUGAGAACUCCUUUCUGUCUUUUGAAGAGUCUCGGGGCUAAGUCUUCCUCACCGCGUCUUUUCAGGGAAGAAUCCUCGUUGUCUUGGUCUGUUUCAUCCUCCUUCUCACUAUACACGCUGCCAGAUGCGUCGGUUUGAUCAGCAACGUAUUGCUCGUCAAGUGGCGGUAACAGAACAUCGUCUCCCAAUUCCAAGUUUCCGACUUGCUCUGUGUCGCUUAAAUCCUCAUCGAGGGGUUCAUAAUUGGUUUCCGACUCCAUACUGGUUUGUGUAUGAUAGCUGUAAAGAUAUGAGAGGGCGAAAACAUGGUAGCAAGCAGAAUAAACCUGAGUUACUCCUGGCUAGGAGCGGGUAUCAAAGAGUAAAAUAAAAGAACCUUUGUAAUACUAAAUAAAAAAGACGAUCACAAAGUUGAUAUUGACGUUAACGCAUCGCUCAUAUUGCACCGAGA
Messenger RNA from Fusarium odoratissimum NRRL 54006, 3053 nucleotides. RefSeq lists its product as uncharacterized. The record is from RefSeq and is a predicted model, not a curated record. Gene Ontology annotation, cellular component: nucleus; NuA4 histone acetyltransferase complex. Gene Ontology annotation, biological process: regulation of transcription by RNA polymerase II. Lineage: Eukaryota; Fungi; Ascomycota; Sordariomycetes; Hypocreales; Nectriaceae. The coding region runs from base 200 to 1072 and encodes 290 amino acids. The transcript has 2 exons.